GCUCCCUCAAGUCUCUGGCUCACUCUUUUCACUUCAACUCGGUGAUUUCAAUUUUGUAGAGCAGCUUCUUUAUCAUAAAUCAAUACCUUGUGUCCCCUUCUCAUAAAUCAAUACGUAGCUCGGUGAUUUCAAUUUCGAAGUUCUCUCUCUCGAUUUCGAAGCUUCACCGCCACCGCUAUUUGCAUCGUCUACUAAGGUGAGCCAUCGUCAUCGUCAUCGAUUUCGAUUCAAUCUCAAUUUCGUAUUCUCUCUCUCUCUCUCUCUCAAGCUCUUCAUUCCGUCGAUUCUUCUCCUCCGAGGGUUUACAAUCUUGAAUUUCCUCCUAGGGUUUGCCCCUUGCUAUUUCAAGCGCUGCUCUUAUUCCAUCAUAGCAAGGUUUUGAAGCAUAUUUAAGGUUGCUAUGCAAAUAUUUCAAAUGCCACUCCCUUUGGCUGAGGUUGUUGGGAAGAAGGGUAGCAUGUGGACAACAAUAGGAAUGUUUCACAGCAGCAAGAUCUAUUGCUCAAUUGAAGAGACUCUGUUUUUGGCUGAAAGAGGUGAACUAAGUCUCUUAGAUGCUGAUGAUAGAUCAGUUCCCUUAAAAGAUAUAUAUAAGAAGGUUACAGAAGGAAAGAGCGGAUGUUGUUGGGAGUCAUUUGAAGUCUACAGGCACUUGAGGUCACUGGGAUACAUUGUUGGGCGUCAUGGUAUCCCUUGGACUGUGAAGAGUAUUAAGAAUAAGCCUCCUUCUGUCGGAGGCACAUUGGAGAUUAAAGUGAUAACAGAUCAGAAAUUUGAAGACCUAAAUCUCGUCAACGAACUUUUCAAUAAUAUAAGGAUUGAUGAAGUUAGACCUGUAUUUGAUGUUUACCCUCCCAAUAGCAAAUUUAGAAAGUCCUCUCCUGGUAAUCCAAGUUUCGUUCUCUGCAUGACCAGUGGGCAUCCGCCAUCCAAGCCAAAGAUUGAAGACCUUGAGAGAUAGUGUAAUGGCAUUCCUUUGAAGUUCUGUCAUGUUGAGUAUGGACCUGUUAGUUUCUUCUCCUUUAACAGGGUGGAGCUCCCUGUCCUUCCUUGACAUUCCUGUUAUGCUGCUGCAACAUUUGCUCUUCGAAUCCCUACAAUUGGUAUUGGGACAAGGCCUUUUUGUAUUGGCCAAGUUAAUUGAUUCUUUAGCUCUCUCUACUACUCCUAAUAAUGAAUUAGACUUGAUUGGCUUGUGUUGUGUAUAAUCUUUUUGCUUUCAUUUGUACAUAUAAUUUGCUAUCCGAUCUUGUAAUUUGCUUUUCAAGUACUAAAGUGGGCAUUAUAGUGAUAUCACGUGUUCAUAUAUUGAGUUUACUCAUGUAAUGAACUUUGAAUUUGCUUC
This is a messenger RNA of Camellia sinensis, 1345 nucleotides long. RefSeq lists its product as uncharacterized. Lineage: Eukaryota; Viridiplantae; Streptophyta; Magnoliopsida; Ericales; Theaceae. Gene Ontology annotation, biological process: tRNA-type intron splice site recognition and cleavage. The record is from RefSeq and is a predicted model, not a curated record. Gene Ontology annotation, cellular component: tRNA-intron endonuclease complex.